GACAGUUCUUUACUCACAAAAUCAUAGGAUUGUCAAAAUUGCAAAACAUAACCUCAAAAUUUCGCGUAACUUCCAGCAAAUCUUUGAGAAAUUUCUAGAAAAUGAACUCAAAACUGACUCUGCUACGUCAAAUAAUCUCGGAACUUCGACUGGCUCUGCCAAAUCGCAAGCUAAAAGACGAUCUAAGCUACCAACACAUAAUGGGCCAGUUCAGGAAAUACCAAACGACCGACCGGGAACUUUGCAAGGCCCGCGAUGAAAUGGAGGCGGUUGCCAGAACUUACCUGUGCUACUUAAGAAGCUCCCGAAUAACCCAGCAGCUGAAAAGCGAGUUUCACGGCAAAGGAGAAAGAUCAAUCAAUGAAACUGCGAGAAUGGUGGGAUUCAAGCUUCCCCAUGAUCCAAAGUAGGUGCUUGUAGUACUAUUUUAGCGAUAAUGUACAUAUUAAGAGCAAAUAAAUGGGUAUUAGUCGUCUUUAAUGAGAACCCAUGCUGCAAAAUUUACAAUAGAGCUGAUUUUAGUAGUCAUCUUUAUUUUUCAAAAUUAUGGGUAUGGCCAGUCAAAGUAUCGAUUUAUCCUUAAUAAUACUUAAAAAUAUAUAAACUCUCCAAUA
Molecule: messenger RNA, 614 nt
Organism: Cylas formicarius (sweet potato weevil)
Lineage: Eukaryota; Metazoa; Arthropoda; Insecta; Coleoptera; Brentidae
Product: protein FMC1 homolog
Exons: 1
Coding region: 102-410 (102 amino acids)
Cellular component (GO): mitochondrion
Source: RefSeq, a predicted model, not a curated record